Molecule: messenger RNA, 2337 nt
Organism: Fundulus heteroclitus (mummichog)
Lineage: Eukaryota; Metazoa; Chordata; Actinopteri; Cyprinodontiformes; Fundulidae
Gene: btbd17a
Product: BTB/POZ domain-containing protein 17
Exons: 3
Coding region: 87-1535 (482 amino acids)
Molecular function (GO): protein binding
Source: RefSeq, a predicted model, not a curated record
AUGGUAGCAAGGUCCCCUCAGAUUUUCACAUAGCCGGGCUCCUGGAAUCAGACGUCUAACGGCAGUGAGGACGGGCAAGAGGGAAGAUGAUUAAACGGGGGGAUCUUGUCCACGCAGGAAUGUUGCUUCUGACCGUGUGGCUGCAGAUGGAGGCAGCUGCUGCAGCAGGCCUGCUGAAAGCUGACCUCGCCCAGGACGGAAGCAGCGACACGAACACCAUCAGCCACUCCCAAGCCCUGGUGCAGCGCCUGGAGGCCCUGCUGGUUCAGGGGAAUGGAAGUGAUGUGUCCCUGCGUGUGGAGACGCCCAAUGCAGACGAGGUGAAAGUGAUCCAAGCCCACUCCCUGGUGCUCUCCCUGCAGAGCCCGGUGUUCGAGGAGAUGCUGCUGAGCCGCAACAGCAGCACCGUGGUGCUUAGAGAGAGCUCCGACUGUGCCGCUGUGUUCGACAGGUUCAUCAGAUAUCUGUAUUGCGGAGACAUUUCGCUUCGUCUCGACCAGGCCACACCUCUGCACAAGCUGGCCACCAAGUACCAAGUGCAGAGUCUCCAGCAGGGUGUCACCCUCUACAUGACCCAGAAUAUGGCCAGACACUCCCCUUCAGGUCAUGUGGCAGGCUGGUACGAAUAUGCCCUGCAAGCGGGGGACGUUGUGCUGAGGGAUAGCUGUCUGCAGUACCUGGCCUGGAACCUUUCAGUAGUGCUGCAGAGCGGGGAGUGGGUGACAAUUAGCAGCGAGCUGCUCAUGACGCUGCUGCAGCGCUCCGACCUCGUCCUGCAGAGCGAAGUGGAACUCUUUGCGGCUCUUGAGGCCUGGAUUAUAAAGAAUGAGCCUGAUGGUUUGACGGCAGAGAACGCGUUAAGAGCUAUACGUUAUGCCAUGAUGUCCCCUAGGGAGCUGUUCCGCCUGCAGACCCAGUCUAGAGUCCUGGCUCACUAUCAGGAGUCAGUCCGUGACCUGCUCUACAUGUCCUACCAGUUUCACUCGGCAUCGCCGCUACAGAUGGCCAAAUACUUUGACGUGAACUGUAGCCUCUUUGUCCCGAGGAACUACCUGUCUACAGUGUGGGGUUCGCCUUGGAUCAUCAACAAUCCAACGCGAGAUGACCGCAGCACCAGCUUCCAAACCCAGCUGGGGCCCAGCAGCCACGAUGCCAGCAAACGAGUGACCUGGAACGCCUUGUUUUCGCCGCGCUGGUUGCCCCUCAGCAUGAGGCCGAUGUACACAGAGACUGGCGCCAUGCAGCCGACACGUGUGGAAGGAGGGCGCCCUCGCAUCAUCAUCACUCCAGCCACAUCCAGCGCAGACUUUGCCGGAGUGAAUUUCCAGAAGACGGUUCUUGUGAUGGCUCAGCAGCACGGUAGGCUGGUCGUCAAGCACGUGUACAACUUCCACCAGAGCACCGAGGAAAACGGUGACUUCUUGGCCGAAGCCAAUCUGUAUCGACGCACGUCCGAUUACCUCAUCGACAGCUCCCUCUUCCUCCAUGUCGUGGUGAAACCAUUAUACCAAACCCUCAUCACCGCCAAGAACUGACUCCCGCUAUUUGACCAAUCCAGCCUUCACUCAUAUCUGAAUACUGGUCAGGUCUCUUUUUCGUUUUCUUUGGGCAACUAAGAUUUUGAGUGUUCUUUUCUGGUGGCAAGUUUCUAGAGGAAAAUCAUGGAUACACAUGUCGUAGCUUGGUGCUAUAUUCAGUUUUCGUACUGUCAGAAAUUUACAAAUCCAAAUUCAUCCCAAUAGCCUGCAUAACAACCUUAAAAAAGAUACCAAUGUGGUUCAAAAGUUUGAAAAUUUCAUGAUUUUGUUGUGAAUUAUUGAGAGUGGGAAGAACAAAGAACAUUCAGCAAGGUAAAUACUACUUGUUAUGGUGCUAUUCACUCAGUCUGGGCUUGCACACAAUUACCAUUGAUAAAAUGAUUUGUUCUUCAAAGGUAUUUAAAAAUACAAUUUUUUGAACGUUGAAGGAAAUUUAGCUGAUAAGAUCUCAGCAGGUAUGACAACUGUGAAAUGUGGUUUUCCUGAAGAAAUUAUUAGGACCAGGCAAAAAAUUACAAGUAUUUGCAUUUCAUACCAAUGGAUCAUACAGAGGUUAUAAAUGAUCUUCAUUUACUAAGACCACAUUUUUGAUAAAUAAAUCAUUAAAUUAUUGCUAACUGGGAAACAAAUAUUGAUCCCAAGAAUAGAUCUUUCUCUUUAAUUUAAUUUCUUUAUUUCUUUUACCCUCCAGUAAAAAACAGUAGAUAUCCCAACACUUACACACUUAGUUUAUUAAGGGUAUGAUUAUUUGUGUAUAGAUUCAUGUUACCUAUUAAUAAAGACUUUUAUGGUUUUGUGA